UGCUGUGCAAUGAUUAAAUGAGCAUGAAUUCAGUGAAUGUGUGUGAUGGAGGCCCUCAGUGAUGAAUGACUUGUUUAUAUAAAAUCUAACAAAGAUGGGCGGGGCUCUUCUUGUUUUCUCAUCUUCUAUUGGCUGUGAACAAACACCGACUCUAAUUGGCUGGCGUUAACAGGAGGCGGUGCAGUUAGACACAAACACAUUCAGACUCAGGCCCCAAAAUGAACAGUUACGCCUGUGCGUGCUGUAUGUGUGGAUCCAAAAUGGCGGCCGCGCAGCUCAGUUGCAGUGUUCGUUUUGUUUGGCUGGCUCAGCCCUGGUGGGCGGGGCCGCUGCGGGGCUGAAGUCACAUGAUCCGCGCAGAGCCAGGCUGACCAAUUCCAAUAUGGUGGCCAGCUUGGCAGGUCUACGGUUCCUGUUGAUGAUAUUGUUGUUCUGCGGGAUCAGGUACGGCGCCUGCAGCCAGGAAGCUCCGCUGGUUCUGGGCCUGCGAGUGGAAGAUCCGGCGGGUCUGGUGUGCAUGAAGGGUCGGAUCAUCUCGGCGCCAGAAGGAGCCACGUUCCGGAUCCGUCUCUUUGGGACUGAGCUGAAUGGAAGCUGGCCGUGGGUGGCGUUCGCAGGGGCAGCUGGCGGGGCGGCCGGGGCGGUCGGGGAUGCGCCUGACCCGUGCGGGCAGGAGCCCAACCGUCACGAGUCCGCCUUCCAGGUGACGGGUGACUUCGCCCCGGAUGAGGAGUACAGCGGGCUGAUAACGGUGCAGGUCCAGAAGAGGAGCAUCGCUACGGGAGCUGGCAGCGGACAGACCUUGCACCACCUGUGCGUGCUGAGCGGAGGGAAGUGGGCAUCCGCGGGCCCGGACAGGCUGCGGGUCAUCACCGACAAGGGUCUGCCCGCAGACUACAUCCCGCCGUGGGGUCUGGCCGUGCUGGUCGUGGUGCUGCUGCUGGUGUGCGGGCUGCUGAGGACAGUGAACCUGAGCCUGCUGUGGCUCGACCCCGUGGAGCUGUACGUCCUCCACAGCUGCGGAUCCGAGGAGGAGAAGCGGGCCGCCAAGCGCCUGGAGCCGAUCCGGAGGAGGGGGAACUUCCUGACAUGUUCCCUGCUGUUCCUCUGUGCUGUUGGACACUCCGUCCUUGGCGUCCUCCUGUACCGGGCGCUGGGCUCCAUCAUCUCCGCCGUGUUCACCAGCGGCUUCCUCAUCUUCUUCCUGGCUGAGCUGGCUCCUCACAUCCUGUGCUCCGGUUAUGGGUUUCAGCUGGCGCCGGGUCUGACCUGGCUGGCCCAGGUCUGUCUGGUGCUCACCUGUCCCCUGUCCUGCCCUCUGGGGCUGAUCCUGGACCUGGCCCUGAGGAGGGACAUCAGCACCUGCGGGAUAAGGGAGCGGGCCAUGGAGAUGAUCCGCACGAGUGUCAACGACCCCUACAGUGAGUUUGUGAAGGAGGAGUUCAGCCGCGGGAUGCUGCGCACUAAGACGGUGGAGGACAUCCUGACCCCCCUGAAGGACUGCUUCAUGCUGCCCAGCUCCGCCGUGCUGGACUUCUCCACCAUGUCUGAGAUCAUGCAGAGCGGAUACACCAGGGUGCCCAUCUACGAGGAGGAGAGGUCCAACAUCAUAGAAAUCCUGUAUGUGAAAGACUUGGCUCUGGUGGAUCCGGACGACUGCACCCCCAUGACGACCAUCACCAAGUUCUACAAUCACCCGCUGCACUACGUCUUCAAUGACACCAAACUGGACGCCAUGCUGGAGGAGUUCAAGAAAGGUAACUCUCACAUGGCCAUCGUCCAGAAGGUGAACAACGAGGGGGAGGGGGAUCCGUUCUACGAGGUCCUGGGAUUGGUCACGUUAGAGGACGUUAUCGAGGAGAUCAUCAAAUCAGAGAUCCUGGAUGAAUCUGACGGCUACUUGGACAGGAAAGUGAAGCGUCCCCUCCCUCCGCUGGAGAUUCCUCUGGAGCCUCGCAGCGUCCACGAGGAGUUCUCUCUCUUCAAGCCUCCAGAAGGAGAACCCAAGAUCCGCACCUCGCCGCAACUCCUGCUGGCUACACACCGCUUCUUGUCCAGAGAGGUGGCGCACUUCAGCCCCGGACGCGUGUCUGAGAAGAUCUUGUUCCACCUGCUCCGUCACCCCAGCGUCAACCAGGAAGUGCACUUUGACCCAAACAACCGGCUGAGCCCGGGUCACUAUCUCUACACGCGCAACCACCCGGUGGACUAUUUCAUCCUGCUGCUGCAGGGUCGUGUGGAGGUGGAGAUCGGUAAAGAGGGGCUCAAGUUUGAGAACGGAGCGUUCACAUAUUACGGCGUGUCUGCGCUGACGCUGCCAUCUUCAGUGCACCAGUCUCCAGUGUCGACCCAGCGUCACUCUCCCAGGGAUCCGUUUGAGUCAGCAGACGCCACAAGCCCGUCCAGUUAUUGUCCUGACUACACCGUCCGAGCGCUCACCGACCUGCAGCUCAUACGGGUGACACGUCUGCAGUAUCUGAACGCUCUCAUGGCGUCGCGGGUCGGUCAGAGUCCAGAUCCUCCUGAGAUAAAGAUCCUGCCCAACAGUCAGACCAAGCUGCUCAACGACAGAAACACCACACAGCAAGAGUUCCCUGUGAACUUUUCAUUCUUUGAUACCAUUGAGAACUACUGUUAGUAUUUCUUUUGCAUGAGGUGGCAGUAGCGCCCAGGAGAGCUCCACAGAAGAGGAGGCUCAUGGGUAGUGCGGUUCUGACCUGCUCCAGACAAGUAGAGAUUUUUAGUUGUGUUUUUAUUGAUGAAUCAUCUAUGGCUGGAACGUAGUUAUCGGACACGACUGGAGUGAGCGUGAUUUCAUGUGUCUGUUGUGUCGUCUCAUCUCCAUCCCCAUUCCUUCAUGUGAUCUCACUUAUUAUUUCAAGCUGUUUUAUACACUUUGGACUCUGUGUAAAUAUACAGAAAUACUUUUUAUUUUAAUUUGGGGGUGCCUCCCUUCCAGGUCUGAACUUAAGUCAUUAGCAUCGCCAUGAUUCCUCGCGUUUGCCUGUCUGGGUGCCAAAGCUACAUGUGUGUGAUGUGUGUGUGAGUGUGUGUUGUUUGUGUCCGUGUGUACUGAAGCAUCCGUCCGUCUGAGACACACUCGCUGGUUAAAAGCAGAUUUGCACGUAAAAUUUGUGCACUGUUGAUGUGAUUAAGCUAUUUUACAAGCUGGAAGCUACGUCCAUGUUUUUAUACCCUCACAUUACGUUGCUGUCAGACGUCGAGGAUCAUUUCAGCUGUCGUGGUUAGUUUAUAGUUUCAAUAUUCGUAUGGAGAAUGAGAGGUGAAGGACUUCCAAAGGGGGGACAGGAUGUAACCAAAGUAAAACGAGAUUAAACACUCCUUGCUAACAAUUUUAACAUUUUUUAAAUUUUAACAGCCCUGAUUAAUUAAUAUUUAAAUUUAAACAGAACUGAAUUCAUAGCAUUGAACCAUUUUACCUUGAAAAUUAUGUAUCCAAAUUUAUUUAUUUUAGAAUUCUUUGAAAUUAAAAUAUGAAAUAUCUUGAUAUUUGCAGUUAUAAAAAAAUGAAAUAGAAUAUACAUUGGUGUUAACAAAUUCAGACUCCAAAUUCAAGUGUUAGAAAUAAAUAAAAAAAAUAAAUAAAAAAAAGAAAGAAAUUAAAUUAAAAACAAAUUCAGGUUACUCAAAUUUGAUGGGUCAAAUCAAGGUCUAAAAAUUCUAGUUAAAAAUAAAUAAAAUUUAAAAAUAAAUUAAAAAUAAAAUAACACAAAAUAAAAUAAAACAAAUACCACCACCUGGGCUACCCAGGCAGGAUAGGCAUUCCAGCUUGUUUAGAUCUAUAUUUGACCAAUCAAAACUGAGCAACCUUUAUUAUUAUUUUUUAUCAUAAAACUUCAAUUUUUGGAUCUGAAUUUGUGAACAUUUAAAAUCAAAUUCUUCCUGAAACUGCAAAUCAAUAAUUUUUAUAUCAUAAUUUACAAAUAGAACAUUCAGAACAAAUAAAUUCGGAUACAUGGUCCUCAAAGUUCAAUAAUAAUAUUCUAUGGUCAAAUUCAGAUCUUAAAAUUCAAGUAACAAGAAAAUAAAAAAAUUCAAAUAGCAUCAUACGGGCUACCCGGAGAGGAUAGGAAUUCAAGCCUGAAUAUUUUUGUAAGUCGAAUUUUACUGAUGUUGUAUUUCAAUUUUCCACUUGUUUAGAUCUAUAUUUGACCAAUCAGAAUUGAGAAACCUGAAUUUAUUUCUUGAAAUUAUGGAACUUGAAUUUUGGCUCUCAAUUUGUGGAGAAAAAAAAAAAAAAAAAAUCAGAUUCAAUCAAAUCAAAUUCAGAUUUAUGGUUCUCAAAGUAAAAUACUUCAAUGCUGUGAACUCAGCUGUGUUUGAAUUUCAAUUUUAACUAUUCAGCGGCUGUUAAAAUUCAAAUAUUUAUGUCACCUGUUUGCUUCCACAGUAUUGUUUAUUUUGCUGCACAGUAUCUCAGAAUCAGCUGCAGUGAUCGAGGAUAAAUUCCGCAACAUAAACUGAUCUAAAAUAACAAGUACUAACAGAAGAGUACUCAGUAGGGCUGGGUAUGAACCUUAGUGUUUUGUUUUGUUUUUUGUCGUUUUUUUUUUUUUGUGCCGAUUAAAUUUCAUAACCUGUUGAGUAUCAAAUGUACGGAAGCCGAGAACAGCUUUGCUAGCAAUUACUUUUUUAAUGCCGUGAUCAUGAGUUAUUUUGUUAUCUUGUUAAAACAAGAUUUGUUUUCUUAAUAACAAGAUAAUCAUUAUUAAUAUCAAUGCCAUUAUUGAUUCUGCUUGUCAAUCCCAUUCUUUACCAAUUUCCUUUUUAAUUCCGGAUCAGUUUUACGAGUAAAGAGUAGGCCUACACAGGUGUUCAGAGUCAACGCAACUGUUUUAUAUCGGAGUCUGAACACAGUGUAGAAAAAAGGCAUACAUGUGAGUCAGGUGUGCAAAAGCUCCUAUUUUUGUUAAAUCGUGUUGGAAAUGUCCAAAAAGUACCGUUACAUGAAAAAAAGCAAAAACAAACAUUGCAGCACUUUUUACACACUACACAUUUUAUCGCAUAAAUAAGGAGGAAAAAACAAACUUGCAUUGGUAAGAGAGCUCAGAGGCAAACAAUUUCAAUGGAUCAGACAAUAUGGAAGUGGUUGUCAGAUCCCAUCUCAAGUAUUCAAAUACCAGACGCUCAUUUUUCAAAUUCUCCAUAAUAACCCCAUGAUAUAUAUUAUUUUCGUGUCUCGGGACAUACGGCUUUCGUUUUCUUAGUAAUCGACAUAAAUUAACACUUUAUUACAAGAAAACGAGCUUUGUUAUCUCGAGACAAUUAAAUAAUUUGUGAUGUGGAGAUAAUGGCAUUAAAAAAAAUAAUUGCGAACAUGGUCGUUCUCGACUUCCGUAUCAAAUGUAUGAUCAGAUUUAUAAUCUGUUUUUUAAAAAUACCGUCAUCAAAUAGUUUAAAUCAAACAUUCACAUUUUUCGACUGUAUUUAUUCUUGAACAGCGGCUUGUGUUUGGACAAUAUUUAACAUUUGGGAUCGUCAAGUUUUCAAGUUUAAUGGAAGAAAAUGUUUUGUAGAAAACUGAAACAAUUAGUGUAUUGACAAAAUAUUAAUUAACAACUGCUUUAAUCGUUUCAAUCCCUCAAACGGUCAAAUAAAACAAGGAAUUUGAAUAAGUACACAUAAAACUCCUGGACCGCAUAUUUUCAGACAAAGCUAUUUAUCAACAAGACAAUCAGGAGAUUAACUGAUAAUAAAAUAUUUGUGUUUCUUAAAGUAAAGUGAAUAUCAGUACCAAAACUCAGGUAUAAUAUCAGCGCUCGUAUUGGUACAUUUUGAAUGAUAUCCAGCCCUACUGGUUAUUAAUUCCAUUUGAGUCACAUUACUGUAGCAGAUCGCCAUAAGAUAAACAAUAAUUUUGAUAAUAAAAUAAUCCUUUACAUCAUUUUUUUAAGCAAAAGGUGCCAAACAUUUACUGGUUCUCAAAUGUAAAGAUCUGCAUUGUAAUUGGAAGAAAAAAAGCCAUGUUGUUACUUUUUAUAGAGUAAACCGAGCUAAUUGGUUCAGCAAAAAAACAAUUUGGAGAUUAUUUUUGAAUCACAAUAAUUGUUAAUUGCAGCUCUAUGUUAUAUUGUCAUUGUGGGAUGGGUUGAGAAUAAAGCUGGAGAUAUUCUCCUACUUUGAUAUGUCAACAAAUCCCAUGAAAAAAAAAGAUCACUAAGUUUGUCUUAAAACCUUUUGACAUCCUGUUUUUGACUCUUACUGAAGAUGUAAUCCUUAAAAGACAUGUCAGAUAUUAAGUUUAGUUUGUAAAAAGGCUCAGUAAUUUCCUCAAACAGCUGCUCGCUGAUGUUUUUAUCAAACUAACAGGAGGAAAUGGGGACUAUAUUUUCAGCCGCGGAUUAAUCCACAUUUGGUGCUCUCUAUAGUGAGUAAUUGUGGCAGCAGGAUGUUAGAUGUGCAUGCGCCCAUAUUAAUGAGGGAACAUGUUGAACAAUGCAGCAGUGUGGCUCACUGAUGUGUCCUUAACAGUUUUCGGAUACAAGAGGAAAAAGAUUUAUCAGCCUUCGGAGGAGAUUCACUUACAAAACCUAGCUUCUUGUUUGUUAUCCUGUCCGUGUUAUGAUAUAUAUUUGCAUUCCAGUACAUGUUGACAUCCGUCUGUUUUAUUCGUCUGUCUAGGAAUGUGUGUGUGUGCGUGUUCUUGUACUUACUGUAUAGUGAGGACCAGGGUUUUUAACCAACAAAGUGAGGACAUUUUGUCCGGUUCUCAGUUCUAUAAAACCCUGUUUGAGAGUCAUAAUUUGGUUUUAAGGUUCACACUGUAAUUACGUUAAGGUUACAGUGAGGUUAAGGGGCCAGGGAAUCUAUUUUGUUGGUGGGGAUCCUCUCAAAAAUAAAAGUACAAGAAUGUGUGUGUAUACUUGUACUUGUUGCAUAGUGAGGACCAAAGUUUUUUAACCGACAGACUGAGGACAUUUUUGUACAGUGAGGACAUUUUGUCCAGCGCCAACCUCUUAAAUGACCUGUUUAAGGGUUAAAACUUGGUUUUAAGGUUCAGGUUACAAAUAGAUUUAGGUUUAGGUUAAAAAUAGGGUAAGCGGCUAGAGAAUGCUUUAUGUCAAUGGAGGUCCUCACGAAGAUAGAAGUACAAGAAUGUGUGUGUGUGCCAUACAAUAUUUCACUAAUACAUGUCAGCGAGCAAGCAUCCAGUCCCCACCUUAACUCCACUACCCAUGCUGUAUGUUAAUGAUAGCGUAACAUGCAUUUUAAUCAGUCAUUGUUGCAUGUGUGUAAAAAUGUGGAAUAUGUCAGAAAUGGCCUCUAAAUAACCCUCCAUGUCCUCCGUGUUUGUACAUUAAUAUAUUAGCGAUAAGUACAACUCUCUGAGCCGUUGGACAGGAUAAACAAAAUCUGUGUUUUAAAGUACAUUUUAAUGCAGUACUCACAUGCUCCUGUGUGUGUUGACAAAGUCACGGGUCCUCUUGUCGACUCCUUUGUGCUCUGAAUACACUGUAAAAAGUAAGGACAAAACAAAUGUACAGAUGUUUUGCAGUGUUCAGUGUUCAAGUUUGAGGUGGCAGCAUGCUCAAAAAGAAGUAGUUUGAACGAGGUAUCUUUCGACCACGGCCACACUCGAAGGUUUUAAUUAUUUAAAUUUUUGCAUAACAUUAGUGCAGUUGUAAGAGCCUUUGUUUAAGUAAAAAGUACAAAUACCACAAUGGGAAAAUAUUCCACUUAAGUAUUUUCAGCAAAAGUAUUGAUUGUGCAGUAAAAUGUUCAGUUUAUCACAAAAAUUUAAAAUCAGCAUACCUGGAGAUACAUUGAUUUCAAUGGACAGGAAGUAAUUAAAACUGUCGGAAUAAACCUAAUAUAUACCUCUGAGAUGUAGUGGAGUAUAAGUAUAUGGUGGCAUAAAAUGAAAAAAUUCAAGUAAAGUCCAAGUACCUCAAAUUUGUACAUAUGUGCAGUAGGUAAGGAAAUGUUCUUAGUUACGUUCCACCACUCCAUUAGUUCUCCUGCAGUUACUGGUCUAAAUUGAGACUGCAUUUUGGCACAGAACAAGAGGACUUUGAAUUUUGUCGCCCUUUUUUAACAGUGUAGUUGCAGCACGAGGGGAUUUCCUCCUGUAUGAAGAGACCGAUUAUACUCUCUGAACAUACAGUACAUAAAGUAUUUGCAUGUGAGUAUUGUGUUGAAAUAAACCUGAUAAAAUCUGAACCUUAAAGCAGCAGCAGGGUUGUUUAGGAGUCAGCUCUGUGUUACCGGCUGUGUUACGGUGUUACAUUAGCACCAUUUAUUUCUCUUUUUGUCUGUUUUGAUUCGUUCUGUGUUACCUUCAUCGCCAUAUUCCGGGAGAAAUCUUCUGACUGUGUGAUUCUGAGUAAAUAUUUUUCAGCUGUUUACUUAUAUUUUGUUUCGUUGUAAUAAGUUCAUUUCUAUGGUAUCAGAAGACUGAAUGUAAAAAGAUAAUCAUUACUUUGUACUUAUACUGAUUGAGAGAAAUGUUGGGUUGAUGAAGCGUGUAUUAAUAUAUGACUCCUUAGAUAGAAUAUAAUUUGAGGAUGUAGUUUAGAGGUAAUCAAUUUUCAGGUACAAUAACACUGUUACUACAAGAGUUAUUGAAAGCUAUACAGUUAAAGCAAUUCCUCUUUCUGUCCAGGUUACAUUUGUAUAGAACUUCUGUGUUUUAUUUUAUGUUAUUUUUUGGGAAUGCUGCCAGUUUCGGGUGCAUUGAGACUCCAUUACAUUUAACACUUUCAAUAAUCAAAUUUCUUAGGAAAUAAACUCAACCCUGUUCUAAA
Messenger RNA from Epinephelus moara (kelp grouper), 8765 nucleotides. Its product is annotated as metal transporter CNNM3. Gene Ontology annotation, cellular component: plasma membrane. Lineage: Eukaryota; Metazoa; Chordata; Actinopteri; Perciformes; Serranidae. Gene Ontology annotation, biological process: magnesium ion homeostasis; transport. The record is from RefSeq and is a predicted model, not a curated record. The transcript is spliced from 12 exons. Gene Ontology annotation, molecular function: transmembrane transporter activity. The coding region runs from base 383 to 2638 and encodes 751 amino acids.